GACUGCGCACUUGGUGUUAUUGUGACUGUCGGACCGUGUGGCCCCGGAUGUUGUGGCUGCUUUGGGGAGAUGGCAGAGGCUGAGGCCGUGGCCGCCGCCCCAGGUCCACUUUCGGGGCCGACUUUCAGGGGCCGUCGUACUAUGUCAGACUCCUGGGAGCGGGACCAGCAGGUUGAAGCAGCGCAGCGGACGCUGGUGGAGGUAUUGGGGCCUUACGAGCCUCUGCUGAGCCGGGUACAGGCAGCCCUGGUGUGGGAGCGACCAGCCCGGAGUGCCCUGUGGUGCCUGGGGCUGAACGCGGCUUUCUGGUUCUUUGCCCUGACAUCCCUUCGUCUUGUAUUUUUACUUGCAUUCAGCUUGAUGAUCAUUGUGUGUGUAGAUCAGUGGAAGAACAAAAUCUGGCCUGAAAUAAAAGUGCCAAGACCUGAUGCGUUAGACAAUGAGAGCUGGGGCUUUGUGCACCCUCAGUUGCUCAGCGUGCCCGAGCUCUGCCACCAUGUAGCUGAAGUCUGGGUUAGUGGGACCAUUUUCAUAAGGAAUCUUUUGCUUUUCAAAAAGCAAAACCCAGGCAAGUUCUGCUUGCUGAGCUGUGGGAUACUGACCUUUUUGGCCGUGUUGGGCCGCUACAUCCCUGGGCUCCUGCUGUCCUACUUAAUGCUUAUCACUGUCAUGAUGUGGCCCCUUGCCAUAUACCACCGACUGUGGGAUCAAGCAUAUGUGUGGCUGAAGCCAGCUCUGCAGCGACUAGACUUCAGUGUUCGUGGCUACAUGAUGUCCAAGCAGAGACAGAGACAAUUGCGCCGCCGAGCUCUACACCCUGAACGGGCCAUGGAUAACCACAGUGACAGCGAAGAGGAGCUUGCUGCCUUCUGUCCUCAGCUGGAUGAUUCUACUGUUGCCAGGGAAUUGGCCAUCACAGACUCUGAGCACUCGGAUGCUGAGGUCUCCUGUACAGACAAUGGCACAUUCAAUCUUUCAAGGGGACAAACACCUCUAACGGAAGGCUCUGAAGACCUAGAUGGUCACAGUGAUCCAGAGGAAUCCUUUGCCAGAGAUCUUCCAGACUUCCCCUCUAUUAACGUGGAUCCUGCUGGCCUGGAUGAUGAGGAUGACACCAGCAUCGGAAUGCCCAGCUUGAUGUAUCGUUCCCCAGCAGGGGCUGAGGAGCCCCAGGGCCCCCCUGCUAGCCGAGAGGAGGCCACACUGCCGGAGCUCCUGCUUGGUGCCUUGCCUGCAGGAUCCAACCUCACCAGCAACCUUGCCAGCCUGGUCUCCCAGGGCAUGAUCCAGCUGGCCCUGUCAGGGGCCUCCCAGCCAGGCCCUUCUGGUCCCCCUUCCCGGAGAGCAACAAGAGGCUUCCUCCGGGCCCCAAGUUCAGACCUGGACACUGAUGCUGAGGGGGAUGACUUUGAACUUCUGGACCAGUCGGAGCUGAAUCAGUUGGACCCUGCCAGUUCCAGGAGCCACUGAGGCAGAGAGUUCUGUUGAGGGACAUUGUGAUAUAGGUUUUGUUUCUCCCUAUUCCACUUCAGGUGAAGGGAAAAGGGGAGAACCCAUGUCUCAUCCCUUGAAUUAUAUUUGUAAACUUG
Choloepus didactylus (southern two-toed sloth) is the source of this 1589-nucleotide messenger RNA. It is a transcript of the gene RETREG3, whose product is annotated as reticulophagy regulator family member 3. Gene Ontology annotation, biological process: reticulophagy. The transcript has 9 exons. Bases 70 to 1470 code for a protein of 466 amino acids. Lineage: Eukaryota; Metazoa; Chordata; Mammalia; Pilosa; Megalonychidae. The record is from RefSeq and is a predicted model, not a curated record.